Messenger RNA from Arachis ipaensis, 630 nucleotides. The record is from RefSeq and is a predicted model, not a curated record. Lineage: Eukaryota; Viridiplantae; Streptophyta; Magnoliopsida; Fabales; Fabaceae.
AUGGGACAAAUGGCCAAACAAAUCACAGAGAUGGGUGAGAAGCGAGCAAAUGCCUUCCCAAGCGACACUGAAAACAACCCAAGGGACACGAGAAAAGUCAUAAAAUGGGAAGAGUGUAAAGUAAUCACAUUGAAAAGUGGGAAGAAUGUGGAGAAAGAAGGCACCACUCAGGAAGAGCACAACAAAGAAGGAUCAAAAGAAGAAGUGGAGAAGCCAAAGCAGGGGCAGGAAACUUCUACACAAAGUGACAAUUCAAUUAAGAAGGAGGCAGUGAAAGAAUACCAACCAAAGAUACCAUAUCCUCAAAAGGAUUUGCCAAGGAAGAAGAAGGAUCCAGGGAUCUUUCAUAUCCCCUGCACCAUAGGCAACAUGACAAUUGAGAGAGCAUUUUGUGACCUUGGUGCAAGCAUAAAUAUUAUGCCCCUAUCUUUGAUGAAGAAGCUCCGAAUCCAUGAAUUGAAACCCACACAGAUAGCUCUUCAAAUGGUCGAUAAAUCCAUUAAGCAAACACUUGGGGUUGUGGAGAAUGUGUUGGUGAAAGUAGGGAAAAUUUUCCUCCCAUCUGACUUUGUCAUUCUUAACAUGGAAGAAGACUACAACACUCCUAUCAAUCUGGGGAGGCUUUUUUAG